This is a messenger RNA of Thamnophis sirtalis, 899 nucleotides long. NCBI's taxonomy places the organism in Eukaryota, Metazoa, Chordata, Lepidosauria, Squamata, Natricidae. The record is from RefSeq and is a predicted model, not a curated record.
AGAGCAGGAAAACCUGGAUGAUCGAGGAUCUCCAUAAACAUUGGGAGCUUGUGUGUCUCUUUCAGGUGGUCCUGGCCUUGCCCUUCCUGAUGGAGAAUCCCGUGGGGUACCUGUCCCGUUCCUUUGAUUUGGGUCGUCAGUUCCUCUUCAAGUGGACCGUAAAUUGGAGGUUCUUGCCCGAAGAAGUUUUCCAACACCGGGCUUUUCACCUGGCGCUCUUGGUCCUCCACUUCACAGCCCUGGCUUUCUUUGCAUUAAACAGGUGGCACAGAUCUGAUGAAAGCAUCUUGAGCCUGUUAAAGGAUCCAGCCAAGAGGAAGGUCCCUCCAGAACCCCUCUCAGCAAAUCAGGUCAUUUUCCCUCUCUUUACCUCUAAUUUCAUUGGCGUUUGCUUCAGCCGUUCCUUGCAUUACCAGUUCUACGUCUGGUAUUUUCACACCCUGCCCUACCUGCUCUGGUGCACGCCGCCCAAGAAGCUGGGCCACCUACUGAAAGUGCUUCUCCUAGGUUUAGUCGAACUCUCGUGGAACACAUAUCCCUCGACAGUUUACAGCUCAGCUUCUCUCCAUGUGUGUCAUGGGAUCAUCCUUCUGCAGCUCUGGCUUGGGACAAUGUCUCCCCCGGAGGAGGAGAAACCGUUGAAAAAGGUGGAAUGAAAACGACUUCAGAAGAAAGAGGGACAAUUAAGAAUUCGGAUUAAGAUUGGCCAUUGCUGAGGACAACUGACCAGGGCCCUGUUCGCAGACCUGCCCGGUGCCAGAUGUGCAUGCUGGGCGAUGCCCUGCCUUCUCUUCCCUGGGGCUCAAGAGUGGUGCCGAAUGGGAAUUGGCAGAGCUGAUCGUCACACCAAAGAUCAUGUGGAAUAUCUUGAAUAAAGGACAGUAAUGGUUCGAUAUCAA